Molecule: messenger RNA, 896 nt
Organism: Vombatus ursinus (common wombat)
Lineage: Eukaryota; Metazoa; Chordata; Mammalia; Diprotodontia; Vombatidae
Product: olfactory receptor Olfr180-like
Exons: 4
Coding region: 104-685 (193 amino acids)
Biological process (GO): G protein-coupled receptor signaling pathway; sensory perception of smell
Cellular component (GO): membrane
Molecular function (GO): G protein-coupled receptor activity; odorant binding; olfactory receptor activity
Source: RefSeq, a predicted model, not a curated record
AGCAGACUGAACUUCAUUGUGGACACAUGAAAGGAAGUCAUCAUGAUGACUCUCCAAAAGAGACAGAACAGCUGAAGGGAAAGCCCCUAAAAGAACAACUAAAAUGAUCAAAAUACUGGAGGAUCCUCUGGACAAUAAUGCACUAAAAAAAGGAGACAAAUCUAAGAGGGAGACUGAUAUGGCUGAGAAUAUCACUUUGACAACUGAGUUUAUCCUCACUGGAUUUACAAGUCACCAAGAAUUGCAGAUUCCUCUAUUCAUACUUUUCCUUGUAAUCUACUUGAUAACCAUAAUAAGCAACAUUGGACUGGUGAUAUUAAUUUCAAUUGAACCCCGACUCCAUUCACCUAUGUAUCUGUUUCUUGGUAACUUGGCAUUUAUGGAUGCUUUUUGCUCAUGUGCUGUUACUCCUAAGAUGUUAAUGAACUUCUUUUCUAAGGAUAGAAUGAUUUCCCUUCAUCAAUGUAUGUCACAAUUUUAUUUUUUUUGCUUUUCUGAAACUUCAGACACUUUUCUCCUGGCAGCCAUGGCAUAUGACCGCUAUGUGGCGAUAUGCAAUCCACUUCAUUAUCCCAUCAUUAUGUCAAAGAAACUCUGCAUUCAGAUGAUCACUGGAUCACUCGUAACUGGCAACCUACAUUCCAUGAUUCAUGUUGGCUUUCUAUUCAGAUUAACUUUCUUCUAGAGUGUUAUACAAAAGGAUGUGGUGAACCAAGAAAAUUUGGGACCCUCUGAGCUGGGGGCUUUUUGGAAGGAAGCUGGGAAUUCCAAAAGGCAGAGUUGAAGAUACAGUGCAUACCAGGCAAUGGGAACUUGGUUAUACGAAGGAAUGGAGAUGUGACAUGGGAUGCUGAGUGAAGAAUAGCAAGAAGGCUAGUUUGGCUGAACUGCAAAAG